AUGACCUCGACGACGACCGACGACGACCAGGUCCCCUUGCACCACAGGAAAGCCUUUGGGUCGGGGCUGAAGCGCCAAAGGGUCGAGUUUGUACGCGCCUCCGCGUCCGACGGUGGCGCCGCGCCCGUCUCCGCCGAGAGCGGCCCCGAUUCCGGCGUGGGCGACCUGUACGCAAGCAUCGUCCUGGGCGGCCGACCGGCGCCGCCCACGCGCGGGAUUUCUCCCUCUCGACCCGAGCCGAGGGCCGGGGCCGCAGCCGCAGCCGCAGCCGCAGCCGCGUCCGAGACGUGCGCCGUCUGCAACGUGCGCGUCGCCACGUCCGCCGAGGAGCAUGAGGCGUCCCUGGCGCACCAGGUGAACGUGCCGCAUUCCCACCCGCCGUCGUCGUUGGACAGGUCCCGGAUGGGCCUGCGCGCCCUCCAGGCCCAAGGCUGGGAUCCAGACGCGCGACGCGGCCUGGGCCGCCGGGGAGAGGGAGUCCGGUAUCCCCUGACGGCCAAGCCAAAGGACGGUACCUCGGGCGUCGGAGCUGCGGCUCCCGAGAAGCGAAGGGCGACCGACGAGGCCGCCCCGCCUCGCAGGCUGUCAGGCAAGGAGCUGAAGGCAGCCGUCGCCCGGGACCAGGCGCGGGCGCAGCGCCUGCAGGAACACAUCUACGGCAGAGUCGAUGUUGACGCCUAUCUCGGAAGAAAAAUGGACGACUAG
Ustilaginoidea virens is the source of this 705-nucleotide messenger RNA. RefSeq lists its product as uncharacterized. The record is from RefSeq and is a predicted model, not a curated record. Bases 1 to 705 code for a protein of 234 amino acids. The transcript has a single exon. Gene Ontology annotation, molecular function: nucleic acid binding. NCBI's taxonomy places the organism in Eukaryota, Fungi, Ascomycota, Sordariomycetes, Hypocreales, Clavicipitaceae.